GGAACGUCGUUUCUCCGCUUCUUUCUCGAUUCAAUCAGUAGCGUAUCUCCGUCAUAGCGCAGCGCUACCAUGGACUGACCGACACUUGCACUCACACGCAGACACACACACACACACACACACACACACACACACACACACACACACAGAGUCGGGAAGUCCAGUUUCAAGCUUAAAGCGGAGGGCGAGUGGGCGGUCGGGGCAAAGUCGAAGGGCUUCGGAGGCUGUGGUGCUGGAGCAGUUUGAGCGCCAUCAGCGAGGAGUCGAUCGAUAAGAUUGAUAGAUUGAUAGAUUGAUAGAUCUGGCAAUUCAAGAUGCUUGGCAACGCCAUGUGUUCGACGACAAGCUCGGGCGGGGGCAGCACGGGGUCGUGUAUUAUGCUGCCCCGUUGUGCGGGACCCACUUCGGCCGGCGCGCAGCUGUUCCCUAACUCUGUCGUCGUGGCGCGAGGGCGUUCUGUGAUGACGUUGCUUCAUGCAUCGAUGAUCGCCGCGCACUGGUCAUCUCCGUCGGUGGCACAGCGACGACUUUCCCUGAUUGCUCCCGGAUGCCAUCCCGCGCGUCGAGCCGCACGCUUGGAAUCGGGGCCGACGGCUGCGGCUGCUGCUGCGUCGACAGCAGCGGCGAUGGCGGUGCUUCCACAUUCCUGGGGGGGAGCGGCGUGCUCUUACCUCUGGCCGCGUCGCUGCUUAAGUGCGGGAAGAUCGCUGUUAUCAGCCUCCUUGGAGGCGUCGCACAGACUGGGUGAAGCGACCAGACUACAUCGCAAGGGCCUUGUCUUCCGCUGCUGCCCCGGUCUUCUCACACCCACAACGAUCCCGACCCAAGGGAACUCGACUGAUGCGCAGAGGCGCCUCCGUUGCAUACGCGCGGCAGUUGUCGCUUUGCCUCUUGUCGCAAUGUCUGCCGCCGCCUCCAAGCAUGCUCACACGGCUCUCAUGCACGUCACGCAGAUGGCUAUGACGGCCGCUGCUGUUGUUUGCACAGCCUACCUCUCGCCAUACGCGGACGGCAUCGCUGGCCGAGAUCGCCGGGAAGAAAACCAAGUGUUCACUCCGGCCAUGAGCCAAGUCCAAGAAGUGAGUAAGGAUCGGUUCAUGGUUGGGUACACACAGUCGGUCGUGCUUCCCGUAACGUCGGAAAAUUGCAGCAACAGCUGCUGGUCCACUGUUCUCACUAUCAGGGAGAAGGCCAGGGGUAUCCCUAUUACCUUCGACAGUGAUGGAGAAGUCAGACACAGUUUGAACUUCUACAUAUUCCCUGAUUUACCCUUUGAUCUGGUGUUCUCGAUGCAGUGGCUAAGGGCAUUCAACCCUAGGAUCGACUGGCAGAUCCCUAAGGUUGAGCUUCCCAAUGGACAGGGGGUGUACCAGACUUGCAGAAUUGCAACUGAACACCACCCUAAAACUAGCUGCUAUUGUCUGAGGGCGAGGGAAUUCUAUUCUCUCUUGCGCCAGUAUGACCAUGAACGUCUGUUUUUAGCUCUGGUCAAGCAAACAGACGCUGCACCUGUUUCUUGUCCUCCUGAGAUACAGCAGGUUGUGGACCAAUAUGCGGAUCCGAUGCAGGAGCCCUUUGGACUACCCAACCGGCCAACCAAGCAUCACAUCGAGCUGCUACCUGGAGCGGUCCCUCCAAAGGGCCGCAUCUACAGGAUGUCCCUUGCUGAGCUUGAGGAGCUCAGAAGUCAGCUAGAGACCCUGACCAGCAAAGGCUGGAUACGGUCGAGCACAUCUGAAUUUGGCGCACCAGUGCUCUUCGUUUCGAAAGGGAAUGGAGAAUUCAGGAUGUGCAUAGACAACAGAGGUCUCAAUAAGAUCACUAGGAAAAGUACAGAGCCUCUUCCUAGGAUCGAUGACCUUCUGGCUAUGGUGCAGGGCUGCACAGUGUUCAGCAAAGUCGACCUCAAAUAUGGUUACCACCAGAUUGAGAUGGCAGAGGAGGAUGUCUACAAGAUAACCUUCAAGCCCAGAUAUGGGAUUUACGAAUUUCUGGUCAUGCCAUUUGGACUUUGCAAUGCCCUAGGUACCUUCCAGACUGAGAUGCACCGCAUCUUUAGGCCUUACCUGGACAAGUUCAUGGUUGUCUACCUAGAUGACAUCCUGGUAUUCAACCGAACUACUAGGGAACGUGCGGAGCACUUGGCUCUAGUCCUUCAGUCAUUACGCGACAGCUAGUGUAAGAUUAACAGAGAGAAGUCCUCCUUUGGAGUUCCCUCUAUCAUCUAUCUAGGUCAUGUAAUCUCUGGAGAUG
Molecule: messenger RNA, 2253 nt
Organism: Chara braunii
Lineage: Eukaryota; Viridiplantae; Streptophyta; Charophyceae; Charales; Characeae
Source: the annotation of a GenBank genome assembly